Molecule: messenger RNA, 714 nt
Organism: Acanthamoeba castellanii str. Neff
Lineage: Eukaryota; Discosea; Longamoebia; Acanthamoebidae
Product: HemK family modification methylase
Exons: 7
Coding region: 1-714 (237 amino acids)
Biological process (GO): peptidyl-glutamine methylation
Molecular function (GO): protein-glutamine N-methyltransferase activity; nucleic acid binding
Source: RefSeq, a predicted model, not a curated record
AUGGGGGUCAGCUGCACGAUCAAGCUUCGCAACACGGUCGCCACGCACUUGCAGCCUUCGAUCCCUGGCAACCUCAACAGAGCGAAGAGGGAGGAGUUGGUGCGGUGGGGAACCCAGCAGAUAGCUUCAUCGCCUGCGCGCACCGACCUGCACACCGGCGAAGGCGGCACAGAGCCGCUUGAGGGCCGAAACGUAGCACGACUCGAGAGCGAGAUGUUCUUUUCUCACGCGCUCUCCACCACCACUCCGGACACUGUCGAGUCGCUGUUCAGAAGGCUGCGUGGUGAGCCCACCGCCUACAUUCUCGGACAGCGACAGUUCUGGGGGUUUGACUUCACGGUCUCGCCGGCCACACUCAUCCCUCGGCCCGACACCGAAACGGUACAGCGAACGCUUCGCUCCCCGAUGCGAUCCGGGUGCAUUCUGCUGUCCCUGCUCUCCGAGUUCAAGGAGGCGCGCGGGGUGGGCGUAGACCGAAGCCCGCAGGCUCUGCAGGUGGCCCGCAUCAACGCUCACCGUAUGAGACUCACCGAAAGAUGCACAUUCAUUGAAAGCGACUGGCUCGACAAGGUGGAUGGAAGCGAGCGCUUCGACUUGGUGGCAAGCAACCCGCCCUACAUACCGCGCGCAGACCUGGCCAGCCUCGAACCCGACGUGAAGGACGGCAAGCGACAACAAUGGCGAAUGCUGACCUCGCCCGUCUUGCAGUUUUGA